Messenger RNA from Puccinia triticina, 642 nucleotides. RefSeq lists its product as uncharacterized. The transcript has 5 exons. The coding region runs from base 1 to 642 and encodes 213 amino acids. The record is from RefSeq and is a predicted model, not a curated record. NCBI's taxonomy places the organism in Eukaryota, Fungi, Basidiomycota, Pucciniomycetes, Pucciniales, Pucciniaceae.
AUGCAGCCCGCGAGAACCCUCCUGGGCCUCUCCAUUGCGUGCUCUCUUGACGCUCUUGACUUUCCGGAGGAACCAGGGCGAUUCAACCCCAAUGAGUUGGUAGUUAAAAGCUUGACAACCAACAAUUGGUUUCCCCAGGUCGAUCCGGUCGAGACACCCAAAGAAGUAGCCGCCAUCCACCGUGAUUCAGACAGCGAAAGGGGUGCCGCCCAAUCAGCCGCCAUCAAAUCAACCAAAACACCCGUCGCGGUUUGCCCUCAACCCAAGAAGGCCAUUCCUGGACAGCAGGCAAAGUUUACGGCGGCCAACCUGUCGGCGCUGAUGCUGAAUUCAUCGGCCCCAACCCUGCCGGAUGAACCAAGCAAGGACGCGAUGACCAAGCCAAGCGUCGUGGUGGUGUCCGUGAAAGACGUGGGACCAGAGGCCGUGGUCCCCGCUGUGAUCAUGGUAAAAGACGUGAUGAGCAUCCCAAUCGCCAGAGCACAACUGGAAAAUAGAAAGAUGCUGCUGGAUGGGGUGUUGAAGAAGGCAAACAAGAGCUGCAAGCCAAGACUGGAGGCUUUGGCAAUGCUAUGGUACAUGGAAAUUUUUUCUUCAUAUUGCUGUGGCACCGCGUUUGCAGUCCGCAUCCUCAACCACUAA